This is a messenger RNA of Armigeres subalbatus, 846 nucleotides long. RefSeq names its product trypsin alpha-3-like. Gene Ontology annotation, biological process: proteolysis. The record is from RefSeq and is a predicted model, not a curated record. The transcript has 2 exons. The coding region runs from base 1 to 816 and encodes 271 amino acids. NCBI's taxonomy places the organism in Eukaryota, Metazoa, Arthropoda, Insecta, Diptera, Culicidae. Gene Ontology annotation, molecular function: serine-type endopeptidase activity.
AUGAAGGCCUUCAUCGUUCUAGCAUUGUGUGUGGUGUCCGCUUUUGCCGGCCUAGAAGAGGACCUCUGGACCUCGUUCAACAAAGUUCGACCUACUGGUUUGGAAGGAUACGAAGAGCCACGGUUUGAUGGCAGAAUUGUAGGAGGAAAUGAAGUCAGCAUUGGUAACUUCCCAUACCAGCUGUCACUUCGUCACAAUGGAAACCACAUCUGCGGUGCCUCCGUCAUCUCCAGCAACUGGGCCUUGUCUGCUGCUCACUGUACCGUGUCUCCUGUCACCGCUGGAUCUGCUACUCUGCGAGGAGGAAGCGCUAACCGUCUCAGUGGAGGAGUCAUUUUUGCCGUAGCUCAGAUCGUAAACCAUCCACAGUACAACGCUAACACCAUCAACAACGAUGUGUCGGUUCUGCGUACCACCACUUCGUUCUCUGGAGCUAAUAUUGCUGCCAUCACUAUUGUCCCAAGUGGAACCAACUUCGCUGGUGGUACUCGUUCCGUUGUUUCUGGAUGGGGUCUGACCGCUGCUGGAGGAUCUCUACCGACCAAUCUGCGUGCCGUUGAUAUCCCAGUUGUUACUCUCGCCACUUGCCGCAACCAGUGGGGAGCUGCCCGUAUCACCGAUAGCAUGGUUUGCGCCGGAGAGCCAGGACGUGACUCUUGCAAUGGAGACAGCGGUGGCCCAUUGGUAACCGGGGGUCGCCAGUUCGGUAUUGUCUCAUGGGGUGCAGUUCAGUGCGGUGGAAAUCUGGCUGGAGUGUACGCUAACAUUGGUGCUGCUGUCAUUCGCAACUUCAUCAGCUCAAACACUGGUGUGUAGAUGGAAAAUAAAUUGAUUUUGUGCAUUUGA